UGCAUGCGAAUCAAAUGUCCCUGAGUGUAAGCCCUUCGUUUUUUUUUCGGCCACUGAUUUGAAUGACACAGCGCAGGUAUAAAUACGAAAGGUCACCUCACAACACAUUCGCAGUCUUGCAAUUCAACUUUGGUAGACAAUCUUGUUAACUUGGCUACCGGCAUCAUGUCGCGUAUUCUGGCGGCUUGGAGACCGGCAGGUACUGCAGCUGCGAUCAGAGGUGCUACAGCAUCGCCGGUUAAGACUUGCGGACAAAUUCAUUAUGAAUCAGAGCAUCGUGUGUUCCGAGACAUAAGCAAUCUCCCAGCUGGCUAUGCAAAGCUACGGAGGACCGGGCAGUCCUCCUUCGGAGGCACCAAAGCCUUGGGCAUCAAACCGUGGUCAGAAAACGCUGCUCCGUGUGCCGGCGAGAUUAACCAAAGACAGGAAGGUACCAGCAACUUACGAAAGCUGAAAAACGACCCCAGAGGAGCGGAACCAUACGUACGACAAGGGGAGAGAGGCAGCAUUCAAGACGUGCUCCAAGAUUGCUAUGAACCGGCGGGGCAAGAGUGUAGUAUGCCUCCAUUCGGACUCCAUAUUGCGGAAGAUGUGGAACCGAUGGAAUUCAGCGCACUCAAGGAAGAAUUGGCCUCCAUGGAGGACACCUCGCCCCCGAAGGAACUCUCAAACCCUGAGGUGGAGCAAAAGAAUGAUCCCCGAAUUACGUCUGAGUACUCCGAAGAAAUCUACAGAUACCUGCGGAGCAGAGAGUACAAGUGCGUGAUACCAAACGGCUACUUGACGGGGCCCGCUGUGACCCCUAAUACCAGAGCAGUCCUCGUCAACUGGCUGGUCCAGGUUCAGGUUCACCUCGAGCUCUCUGCAGAGACCCUCCACCUGACCGUGAUGCUGAUGGACCGCUUCCUGUCUCAGCAGCCCAUCGGUCUGAACCUUCUCCAGCUACUUGGCGUGACGUGCCUGUUUGUGGCGAGCAAAUACGAGGAACGAUUCGCACCCGAGGUGGAGGUACUUUGCAUGCUGACGGACUACACCUACGCCCACAAAGACGUGUUGCUGAUGGAGAGACAAAUCCUUCAUGCCUUGCAGUUUGACCUCUUCAGCCCCACGCCAAUGGCAUUUUUGGAGACGUUCCUGAGGGUGGAUACGGAUGACCAACAGGUUGACUUUCACCUUGCCAACUACCUUCUUGACUUGGCUCUGGUCGAUGCUUCGGUUCUCAAGUUCUACCCGUCCGAGCGAGCAGCGGCGGCUGCUUGCCUCGCCCGCUAUCUCGCCGGAUCGGGGGUCGACGAGGACUGCUGGACCGCUGAUAUGGUCCAGAAGACGGGGUACACAGAGCAGCAGCUCUCGGCGUGCAUGGCGAGAAUGGCUAGGCUUGUUACAGAAGCCAACAGAAGCCCGUACAAGGCUGUAAUGGAGAAGUUUUCCAGUCCAACCUACGGCUGUGUGAGCAACAUUCAAGGACCGUGCUUGGCCAAGGCUGAAUUCCUCUCUGACUUAUAAACCAGUCCUGCUGUGGCAGUGUGUCAGUGUCUCCAAUUUGUGUGGCGAUGGGAGAUACUUUCAGUCACACUUGCAAGAAGACACUAGUUUACGGCACAAUAGCUUAUAACAGCCUACACAGACGAAAUAAAAUGACCUGGUGUAAUUGUUCUGAUGUACUCUAAUGUAGAAUCGGGAUCUAAUUCGAAGGCAGAGUGCAGUAGGCUGUCGUAAAACUUUUGUCUGUUAGCCUAUGCACAAGUCAUGGACUACACAACUGGACGGGAAAUGUUUGGGGAAGGGCGUUGUGGCAUUGCGUCGUUUUCCCUAAAGUGGGGACAUUAUUGAAGACUAUACUCAACCAAAUAAUGCGACAAUAAGUUUCCUUCUUUGUUGAAUCUGAGAAAAAACUUUCCUUACUCUGACCAUCAUCGAAAUGGAAGAUUAGUUCUUAGUUACUUGGAAGAAGGAAGUUAUUUUGGAGGAAAACAGGCAUAUUACUAUACAAUCAACGUCCCUCAAAAUAGGACAAGCAGUCAGAAAAUUCACUUCCAAUUAAAAGAGAGCUUAUGUUAUUCAUGAAUAAUUUAAGAUAAGCGUAAUGAGAAGCUGUUAAAUAAUAUUUAUGACAUUAAAUGUUUCAUGACAGGCUGGACCUGUCAACGCGAU
Messenger RNA from Acanthaster planci (crown-of-thorns starfish), 2154 nucleotides. RefSeq lists its product as uncharacterized. The record is from RefSeq and is a predicted model, not a curated record. NCBI's taxonomy places the organism in Eukaryota, Metazoa, Echinodermata, Asteroidea, Valvatida, Acanthasteridae.